Prunus armeniaca (apricot) is the source of this 198-nucleotide messenger RNA. Lineage: Eukaryota; Viridiplantae; Streptophyta; Magnoliopsida; Rosales; Rosaceae. The record is from the annotation of a GenBank genome assembly.
AUGAAGGAAAGGAGGUGCAAAUGUAUGCUGGUCCAAGGGAUGCUUCUGACAGCAUGCAGGAUGGUAUUCAUCGGUUCUUUGGAUGUCUCUGGCUUGGGACUGGUUUCCAGCAGCUUACUUAAGGAGCCUGCCAUCUACUCCUUCACGUGUUCUCUGGCCAAGAUGGCUUUCUUAAGCGAAUGGGCUUAUUGGGCUUGA